Caenorhabditis angaria is the source of this 4783-nucleotide messenger RNA. Lineage: Eukaryota; Metazoa; Nematoda; Chromadorea; Rhabditida; Rhabditidae. The record is from the annotation of a GenBank genome assembly.
AUGUCAUUCCGACCGCAGUAUGGGGUGCCGUAUAAUCGUAAGUAUUUUUUAUUUUCAAAUUUGAAUGCAAUCGAAAAAAAAACAAAAUAAUUACGAAAUGAUUGCUCAGUUGUUUUCUUUUUUCACAUGACUGAAUUCGACAUUUUUGUUUAUUUCUCGCCAUGAUUUUUCAAUGAAUCAUUCAAAAAUCCUCGAAUUUUUACUGAAAAAGUAAUGUUUCCGUUUCCUCGGAAUCUAUAAAUUUCGUUUCGUUCCUCGAAAAAAAGAUGAAUCGAAAAAUUGAAUUCCCUAGUGUACUUGUUGAUCAAAUUUCCCCUCUUUUCAUGGCGAAAAAAUCUUUGCCCAAUUUUUUGUAUCAUCAUAAAAGAACGAAAAAUAAUAAUAAUAAUAGUUUUGUUCCGGUCGACGAGUUCUUGUUCAUUCAUUCGAUCCCUGAAUGUAUUCAGCGACAAAAUUCAGACAAAACAAAAAAGCCCCCAAGGCAUAAUGCAUAGUUGAUGUUUUACUAGUGGAAUGCAUUUUUUUCCUUUUUGCCUCCAUUAGCCUUAUUGCUCUUCGCCCUCCCUUCUUUUGUGCCUUUCUAUUCUUUUUUCCACACAUUGCACAUCCUUUUUUGAGCUGAGCUCUUCCUACUUUUUGGCGACCGAAAAAUUAGUUAUUCAUUUUGUCUGUGAUGUAUUCGCUAGUUCUAUUGAGAGCAGGUUUGUUUAUCUUUAUUCAAAACCAAAAAAAAUCUUUGAAUAUCAAGUUUCAGUCAUGUGGAAAUUUAUAUAAAUUAUUUAAUUGAUUUUAAUUCUAAAAAUAAUAGUUUUUUUGUUUCAGAUUAUCCCCAACAGCCGAUUGUUUUUGGACAAAUGAGAAUGCCUGGGCAAAUUGUAAGUUUUUAUUUUUUUCUACUGAUAAAUUAACGCUUCAAUUUCUUUCAGCCUCCACCUCGUGAAAUGCCACCAGCCCCGGUUUUUGUUGGAAAUAUAUCCGAAAAAUGUUCAGAUGAAUUUAUGAAGAAAAUGUUAGAAGAGUGUGGUCAGGUGUCGAGUUGGAAACGGAUUCAAGGAACCAAUGGAAAAUGGCAGGGAUUUGGAUUUUGCAAUUUUUCAGAUGCCGAAGGAACUCUUCGCGCUUUACGAAUCUUGAAUGAUUUCCAUUUGGGAGACAAAAAAUUGACAGUGAAGGCGGAAGAAAAAGUUAGAAUUGAUUUGAGAAAAAGUGCGAUUGAGACUCGAAAACGUCAAGGUCCGUUUUGUUUGGUUUUCAACAAUAAUGAAAUGUAUUUAUUUCUAGGUAAAAAUGAUCUGAAAUUGAAGGAAGAUGAAUUGCCAGCCGAUGAGGAGGAUUUGAAAAAAGACGAAGAAAUUCGAUUGAAAAUAUUACAUUGGAUAGAACACGAUCAUCCAGAAUUAUUGACUGUUGCUGAAGGUAAUUAUUAUUAUUAUUUCAUUUACAUUUAAUUUUUUCUAAUUAUUAUUUUGUAGACGGCGAGAUUUCGGAUAAGGAAAUGAAAAAAGAAAUAGGAAAAGAUCGAUCACCAGAUCGAAAUAAAAAGGUGAGAUUUUAUUUGAAAAAUAAACUAGUUUUGGCGCUGGUAAAUUCCCAAAAAAGGAUGAGUUUGUAUCAACUUUUUAAACUAUAUAGGGCUCUAACAACAAUCAACUUUUGGAGAGCGAUAAGUAAGUUGAAAACCAAAAAUAUUCAAAAAAAAAUCAAAAACAUCAUCAUCAAAAUUCUAUAUAUGUUCUCACCAAAAAUUAUCUCGUUCACUAUGUUUGUUAAUUUUUAUUUCAAAAAUGUCCUUGCACUGUUUUGUUUUUGUUUCUCACAUAUUCACACGCCAAAUACUAACCCUCAAUUUGAGAUGCGCUUUUUAUCCUCCCAAAAAUGUGUCGUUUUUUUGUGCAUGCUGUGUUUUUUCUAAUUUAAUCAAUAAUUAUCUAACAAAUUGAAAGUCUAUAAAAGAAAUUUUCAGAUUUUUCCAAGUAAUGAAAAGAAAAGAAGUUUGGACGUUGUGAGGUGAUUUUUUAUUUAAAUACCCAAUUCUAGAUUUUGUCGAGAAAAAUUAUGUAUUAAUUAGGUGAUUUUACAGAUUUUGCAUAAUAUAAUUGCGAUUUGACGUAAGUUGAAAAUAACUUGAAUUAAAUUUCAUUAUUAUACAUAUAUUUAAUUAUGUAAAUCUUCAACCUUUUCUCUUUUUCUCUCUCUCUCACAAUCUCUCGCUUCUACGUCCUCUCUGCAUGCUAUAUUGUGUUUUUUAUUAUUUAUUAUUUAUCAUAUCAUCAUUGAAAGUGAUCAAAAUGAGAAAACAGAAAAACAUAUAUUGUGUGCGAAUUGUCUUUCUAUAUUUAUUCAUACCAUUAAAAUUUAUUAUUUUUUUGGAAAUGAAUGAUGAAAAUCUAGGAAGCAAGCAAGCAAAGCUUGAUUUAUUCAAAAAUCAGUUUAAAAUUAUACAAUUUUGAAUUUUCAGGAUCGGAGGCGAAGAUCAAGGAGUCGAAGCAGAUCACAGAGAAAUAAGUGAGACAAUACAAAAAAAUAUUCUGAAUUCAAAAGUUUGUUUUUUUGUAGGAGACGGCGAAGUCGUAGUAGUUCAUCAUCAUCAGAUAGUCGAUCUUCGAGAAGUUAUUCAUCAGGAUCAUCGCGAUCCAGAUCAAGAACACCUGCGAAAAAGACGACGUCGAAGAGAAGAAGAGAAAGGAGCGGAACUAGGUUUUUUUUUGGUUUUGAUUUUUUGAAAUUAUAUUCACAAGUCUCUUUUAGAAGAAGCCACAGAAUUCAGUGCUUAAUUUGAAUUUUGGGUUUGAUUUUUAAGAGAACUGAAAAUAUUCAACAUUUGAUAUCAUUAUGAUAUUAUAAUAACAAAUCCCCACUUCAUUUUCGAGAGCUAAACAUUCUCAUAUUCUCUCAUUUUUUCAAAAUGUGUUUUUUAGCCAUCAAAAAAUGUUUUCCUUGUUUUAACCCAUAAAUAUUCCAACUUCAUCCAAUAUGCAUUUUUCAGAAGUUCUGAAGACGAAGAAGAUGCUCGUGAGCGGCGGCUAAUUAAACAACAAUUCAAAGAAAAAGAACUGACCUAUUUUAAUCGGCUAAAAAAGAUGGGAAACUCGCGAGAAACAUUUUGCAAAAGAUUACGAAAAAGAGGAGCGAAAAGAAAAAGAUCGGAAGAAUUUUAUGCAGAAAGAAGCGAAACGUCUUCGUUUAUUUCUCGAAGACUAUGAAGAUGAUAAAGAUGAUCAGAAAUAUUAUAAAAGUUCGAUGUUGUUUAAAAGAAAACGAGAUUAUGAAUUGGAAUUGCAAGCUGAUCAAAAAGAUCGUUUGAGAGAACAACAAGAAAUUGAAGAAUUGAAAAAACAGAUAAUGGAAGAAAAUAAUGGAGAGGAUAAUAUAAUAAAUGUGGAAGAAGAAGCUAUGAAAAGGCAUCAACAAAAAGAAGAUGAAGCUAUGAGAAAAUUAAGAGCUGAUUCUGGAAGUCCGAAUCCUCAUCAACCAUUGGGACAAAAUGGAGAUGAAGAAGAAGAAGAGGAAGAAGAAGAAAGUAGUAGUUCGGAUGGAAGUGACAGUGGAGAUGAUGAAAAGGAUAAAACCGAGAAGAAAGAUGUUGGAGAAAUAGAAGCCGAAGAAAUUAAUAAUGGGUAAGUUUAGUAAAGUUAUAUUGGAAAAUGUUAGGAAUUUAUCCGAACUCUCAUUUUUAAGUAAUUUCAAAUUAUAAUUAAAAUGUUUUUCUCUGUCAGAAACCCAAAUUAAAGUUUCCUUCAAAAAAUUCAAAAUUCUUCAGGAGCCUCGACAUUGACACACCUGAACCUCCGAAACCGCCUGGUGGUUGGAAAGCACUUGGAAGUACAGAAGAGACUAAUAUCAUCAGACCAAAUAAGAGUCCUAAUGGAAAUCAGGCAACAUCUAAUUCGAAUUCUCAUCCUCCAAGUUCAGCCGGAGUUUCGUUGUUCCAACCGAUUGCGCAGAGAUUGAAUGGAGUUUUUGGUGGGUUUUCAGGGAAAAUUUAACAACAAAUCAAAUUUGGUAUACAAUUUUGACUAGAGCUAUUUUUUCGGCACUUCUGAAUUUACGAUUCAAAAUUAACCUAUCUAUUUCCAACUUUUUCCUCGGAAAAUAACCCUAUUUUCAGGCAAUGAUGAUGAAGACGAUGAUACAAAUAGUAAGAAAAAGCUGAAACCACUUGAAAUUACGCGCGAAGAACGAAUGCAAGUAAUGUCGGCUGAAGAGAAGAAGACUUUAUCUCGCCAAAUUAUCAAAAAUCUACCAACUGGUCGCGAGGAUCUGUUUGCCACUUCCAUCGAAUGGGAUUUCAUUGACAAAAGUGUGAUGGAAACACGAAUCAAACCGUGGGUCACGAAAAAAGUGCAAGAAUUUUUGGGCGAAGAAGAGACGCAGUUGGUGGAUUUUAUUUGUGAGAAAAUUGAGGCGAGAUCGUCGCCUGAACAGAUUUUGAAAGAUAUUGCUAUGGUGAGUUAAUGUUUUCUCUGUCAGAAAUUAAAGUUUCCUUCAGUUCAAUUUUGGCAUUUAAUAAAAGUAGAACAUUAGUUUUGAGCCAUUCAAGACAGAAGUUUUCAUAAGCUAUUUUAAUAUUCUAAAUACAGAAAAAUUAAAAUCUGAGGAAUAUUGAAAUAAAUCAAACAUAAUGAACUUUCCAAAAAAAAGUUAAAUUUAAAUUUGAUCUCAAAACCAAUCAGUAAACACUCAUUUUCUGCAGAUAAUCGAUGACGAUGCGGAUCAAUUUGUGGUAAAAAUGUGGCGACUAUUAGUAUACGAGGGACGUGCCAGAAAAAUGGGAGUUCAAUAA